AUGGCAACUGCCGGGGAGUAUGUCGUCAUUGUCAUCAACGGAAUCAGCAUCGUGGUGACUGUUGUCGGUGGCCUCCUCACCAUACUGGUCAUCUGGACACGUCCAGCCCUACGGAAACUGGUCAACGCGCCUCUGGCCAGUCUUAGCUGUGCAGAUAUCCUCUUCGCCACCUUGUAUUCCCCCUUUUGGAUCCAACAAAUCCAAAACCCCCAAUGGGAGCCCCCAUCAGCACUAUGCUGGUUUCUUGCUUUCGCCACUUCAGUGCUGUUUGGGGUAUCGUUAAGUCACAUGUUGUGUAUCGCUCUCCAGCGUUACUUAAAGAUCUGUACCAACAGUACAAGUCUGAAUUCCACACAUGCCCUCGUCAUCAUGCUCUUGCUCACAUGGUUGGUCCCCAUCGUUUCAUUCUUGCCUGUUCAUAUCGGUGAAGAAGUAAAGGUGGAGCCGAAAAUGAAGUUUUGUUCCAUGGGAAAUUCUGACAAACACUGGGAAAAAAUUCUCCCAGCCAUUGUCAACUUCAUCACAUAUAUUGCUACCCUGGCCUUAUACAUUCUCAUCCAGAACCAUGUGAGGAAGAGUAAGAAACGAGUCCAGGCUAACGCACAGGGCCCUUUGGCCCGUUUGACAGUGAAAUACACACGAGGGGAGGGGGGUGGUACUAGUGGUGCCGGCCCUUCCACCAAGACAGAAACCGGCAAGGUGGCAAAGCCUGUACGAAAUCUGGAGGGUGUGGUGUCGGUGGGGGAGGAAAUGUCCUCAUCAAGUGAUGACGGACAGAAAAGCAAUGACUGCACAGAGCCAGGGAAACCCAAAGUCACCAUGAUCCUUGUUGCUACAGCGCCAGGCAAAGGUAAAAACAAACAGGGCAAAAGAUCCGAAUCGAGUGAUCAGAUCCGCAAUAAGUCAGAUGAAGCCCAAAGCAUGACCCUAACUGUCCCCACACUGUCAGAUCAGACAGGCAAAACUGAACGACAGCAGCAUGCUGUCCCUUUCAGCAGCUCACAACAAGGUACCAGUGCUGCUGAAAGGCAGAUCACCAAAAUGAUGAUGAUACUGUUGGCUGUCUACACUCUAUGCUGUAUGCCCAUUAUCCUAAUGGUGAUUUUCUCGAGUAAAAUUCCAGCCGAAGCCUUCACUGUGGCUCAGCUGCUAGGAUUAUUGAAUGGUGCCCUGAACCCGAUCGUAUACGGCGUCAUGAACAAAAACAUUCGCCAGGGGUACAAGCAUAUCUGGGACAGGGUCCUCAACAUUAUAACGUGA
Branchiostoma floridae (Florida lancelet) is the source of this 1260-nucleotide messenger RNA. RefSeq names its product alpha-2A adrenergic receptor-like. The record is from RefSeq and is a predicted model, not a curated record. The transcript is spliced from 2 exons. Gene Ontology annotation, cellular component: membrane. The coding region runs from base 1 to 1260 and encodes 419 amino acids. Lineage: Eukaryota; Metazoa; Chordata; Leptocardii; Amphioxiformes; Branchiostomatidae. Gene Ontology annotation, molecular function: G protein-coupled receptor activity. Gene Ontology annotation, biological process: G protein-coupled receptor signaling pathway.